AAAAGAAAAACAAAUAAGCUAAGGGAGGAGGAAGGCGUUCACACGGUGGUGGUUGGGUGGUUUUCCAACGGGUCAAAUCAAUUAAUACACACAGUAUAUAUAGCAUUUUUUUUUUCUUUUUUCAAUGGGAGACGAUAAACCAGACCCAAAUCCGAACCCGAACCCGAAUCCGAAUCCGGAUCCUGUGCAGGCACAACCGGAUCCUCCAUCUGCAUCUGCGGCUUCGAAGACAGAGAAAGAGACGGAAAAGGGGAUGGCCCAAUUGGCCUCCAACCCUUCUUGGUUUACUCCCAAAAGGUUGCUUUGUAUUUUUUGUGUGAUCAACUUGAUAAAUUACGUUGAUCGUGGAGCUAUAGCGAGCAAUGGCGUCAACGGGAGCCGCAAAGUUUGUCAAACGAACGGUACAUGCUCGUCCGGCAGUGGGAUUCAGGGUGAGUUUAACAUGAGUAACUUUGAGGAUGGAGUUAUAUCGUCUGCUUUCAUGGUCGGGCUCCUUGUGGCAUGUCCGAUUUUUGCUUCUUCGGCCAAAAGCGUCAAUCCUUUUAGGCUUAUCGGAGUUGGUUUGACCGUGUGGACCAUUGCUGUUGCCUUUUGUGGGUUUUCGUUUAACUUUUGGUCCAUUGCAGUUGCGCGCAUGCUAGUGGGUGUUGGUGAGGCUUCGUUUAUAAGUCUUGCUGCUCCAUUCAUUGACGACAACGCCCCCGUUACUCAGAGAACAGCGUGGCUGGGAGCAUUUUACAUGUGUAUACCGACUGGUAUCGCAGUGGGAUAUGUUUACGGUGGACUUAUUAGUCACUUUGGUUGGCGUUGGGCUUUUUGGGUGGAGGCACUUUUGAUGCUCCCUUUUGCUAUUUUGGGUUUCGUGAUGAAACCAUUGCAGUUGAAAGGUUUCUCGCCCGUUGAAUCUAAAAAAGCAUUGACAGUUGUUGAUGAAGAUGAAGGUGGUGAACAUUCCAGAAGGGAAGUGGUUGCAGAUGAAAGUUCAAAGACUUCGGGGUGCGGAGCUUUGACGAUGUUUGUGAAAGAUAUGAAAGUUCUUUUGCUUGAGAAGGUUUACGUGGUGAAUGUUCUCGGGUACAUUGCGUACAAUUUCGUUAUAGGUGCGUAUUCCUAUUGGGGACCGAAGGCAGGCUAUAAUAUAUAUCACAUGAGCAACGCAGAUUAUAUGUUCGGAGGCGUUACAGCAGUAUGUGGAAUAGUGGGUUCACUGGCGGGUGGUUUUCUUCUCGAUCGAAUAGAUUCCACUAUACCGAAUGCUUUUAAGCUUUUAUCACUGGCAACACUAUCGGGAGCAGUUUUUUGCUUUGCUGCCUUCUGCUUUAAGAGCCUAUAUGCUUUUCUUGCUCUUUUCGCAAUAGGAGAGCUGCUCGUAUUUGCUACACAGGCCCCUGUAAAUUUUGUUUGUCUGCAUUCAGUAAAGCCUAGUCUUAGACCGUUGUCUAUGGCAAUGUCGACUGUAGCGAUUCACAUAUUUGGUGACGUGCCUUCGUCUCCUCUUGUCGGGCUUCUCCAGGAUAAAAUUGACAAUUGGAGAUCGACUGCUCUUAUUCUAACGUCUAUUCUCUUCGUGGCCGCUGGAAUUUGGUUUAUAGGAGUAUUCUUUCGAAGUGUGGAUAGAUACGAUGAAGAUAGCGAGCAUGUGAACAAGGCGAAUUCGACUCCUUUGCUUGUAGAGAAAACAACGGCAGAAGCAGUCUAAAGUUUUCUUGCCGACAAUGGAAAAGGAGUCGAACUUUUCCUGUUCUUUAACACGGUACCAUGUACAUUCUUCAGUUCGAUUUUCUUUCGAUGAUGUAAGUAAAUUUUAUAUGUUUUUUAUCUUUGCAACCGACUUUUAUUUUUUAUAUCCGAAAUUUUUUCGAUGUAAAAGAAAUUCUGGCAUGGAUUGUUUUGAUUUUCUAACAGAGAGUCAAUUGGUUUAAUGUUUGAAGAUACACUCUUUAUUGUGCAAUCCAGUAA
Erythranthe guttata (spotted monkey flower) is the source of this 1959-nucleotide messenger RNA. Its product is annotated as Major facilitator superfamily protein. Gene Ontology annotation, cellular component: membrane. NCBI's taxonomy places the organism in Eukaryota, Viridiplantae, Streptophyta, Magnoliopsida, Lamiales, Phrymaceae. Gene Ontology annotation, molecular function: transmembrane transporter activity. Gene Ontology annotation, biological process: transmembrane transport. The record is from RefSeq and is a predicted model, not a curated record.